UCAAGCUGAAACCUCCAUCAGCGAUCGUGCUGCCGUUCUCCGGUCUUACAUCUGCAUAUCCGCGUCGGUUCAAUAAUAAACAAACAAAUCGGAUUCAAAACAGUGCUAGUGCGCGAUUAAUCAAAUUGUUACAAUUCGUGACAUAGACCCCAACUCCACGUGAAAAACCAACCCUCGACAGUAGUUGCCACCAAAAUUAGAGUAGUUGCCACCCCAUUUUUCGACGUUUCAGAAUGUAACUAACAUUCUCCGCUAUUGUAGAAAUGGUGUAUAUGUGUGUGACUAUAAAUGCUCUAAAUUACGCAUACACCAUGCGAAAAACCUGUGUACCGUAUUGCAGACAGUGAUGACGCGCCACAUGGUAGUGACUGUUACCACUUAACGACCCCAGAGUCAGUUGUCAGCUGUCAGUUGUCAGCUGAUUUGGAGAGACAAACAUCACCCCUUUCUAGCCACUUUCGAGAUCGCUUUCGGACCUUCCUAGUGAAACCGGACAUGAAGUUGAUGUCGGAAAUUCCAGCCUUGAUGAUCACUUUAUAUUUUAUUAUUGUUGAUUUCGUCCUUGAGCUGUAAUUCAAUUGUCUGUUAGAUACAGCAAUGUAUCUCUGAGAACAAGAAAUUUUCUUCUCCGCAAACGAACCAAAGAAUUUUGUGAUAAGAAAUACCAAACGUUUCAACGACAAUGGGCACGUCAAGAGAAAUCUCGAAUCUGAAAGACAGCAGUGAACAAAGUGAGAUUCGCAGAGGAAAUCAUUCGAGUAUCUGGGAAUGUGUGACUGUGUAAAAAGUUGACGAGAAACGAGAAUCGAGGAACGUGUAAAGUAUCAAGUACAAACUGAGGAUGUUCGGUGUAACGAUGAUGGAGCCACGUGAAAGGAUGGUCGCGUGCACGCUACCUCCUGCGCAUCAUCAACAACACCAUUACCGUCAAGUGAUAAGAACGACGAAAGUACAUCACAGCUCGCGAUGCACUAGAGUUGUCACUGUACAGGAAAAGGUCAUCAGGUCACGAUUGCAGCUGGGAUAUUCUACUCCAACCUCCUUUAUAAAUCGUUUCCCACAGAAGAUGGAGAGGCCAACGCACCAUACGAGUCUGAAUCAGACUCACAGCGGAAAUGUGCACAAUGUAUAUUCCUCCGGAAAUCAAACGGCCCUCUCAACAUCGUACAUAACAGGCCAGUCGUAUAUGCAGGGGCAAAAUUAUACCCUGGGCCCUUAUCCUUCAUCCACGGUGCAGGUGUAUCCACAAUCGGGAUACGGACAACCCCAAAGUUAUGGAGCAAUGGUCCAGGGUUAUGGAGGACAACCCCAGUCUGGAUUCCAGCAGGCUUGUCAUAAAAAGGGAUCGGUCCGCAAUGGGUACGAAUUGUCCCAGGAUUUGCUGGAAAAGCAAAUCGAGAUGCUGGAGAGAAAAUACGGCGGAGUGAAGGCGAGAAAUGCGGCUCUGACGAUCCAGAGGGCUUUCCGAAGGUACACCCUUCUAAAAAAAUUCGCAGCAAUCACAGCAAUGGCCAAGGCGGAGAAGAGAUUGAGCCGGAAGUUGCAGGAGACUUCGGAUCGUCAAGGAAAUAUGACCGAUCAUGAGAGGCUGCCUUAUCAUAGUCAGAUUUAUAUUCACAAUCAGCAAGCUCAAGGUGGAGUUCGACCAAUGCCCAUCAGAAGUAUGUCUCUGCGGGAACGGAGGCAUCCUGACAAUUCCCAAUGUUAUGCACCAAUGCCAAGGAGCCAAAGUGGAAGAUGUGAAGUGCAAAUUUCAGGUCACAGGGUCAAUGCUCAUCAGCACAAUCACAAUCAUAAUGUUCAUCCAGGUCGUCAUCAAAAUUCCUUGACGCCCAGCCCUUGUGCAAGGCACCAAGCGCCGCCAAGUCCAUGUUGGGAAUCCAGCUCUCAAGAAAGUGGAUCCAGUAUUCAUUAUUAUAAUCCACAAGAAACCUUGUGUGGAUUGAGACAGGAUACUCCGCCCAGGGAUCCACACAGGACUCCCUGCACUUCACCAUCCACACCUCACCAUCUGCAAACACCGCACUUGCAAAACUGGAGCAAUUCAUCCCAGAUGGGUUCUGGAGGAAGAAAUAGGUCUGCGAAAAAAGUACCUCCGGAGGUUCCGAAGAGAACUUCUUCGAUAUCAUCAAGAUCCAUGGAACCAAGGCACAAUGGACUCAGCAAAAGUGUGGAAAAUGGAAGUCUCAGCUCUGUUCAAAGCUCCGGCAGCGACUCCACUAAUUGCGAAAGCUCGGAAGGAGACGCACAGAGAGGAUCGCCGAUUUGGAAGCAUAAAGGCAUUUCGGGCUCGCCCGAACACCCAGACUGUGGUCACACGAACGACAGUAAUAACAUGAUGAAUAGCGUCAAGGAGUUGGGUCACUCCCAUGCGAAUUCCGGAUACCAACACCCGCUCAUGGACCACACCGAGGCGAUAUCGCAAACUGGCUACAAAGUUUCAGAACAGAACAGAAAACGGCAAUACAGGGUGGGGCUCAAUCUCUUCAAUAAGAAACCUGAGCGGGGCAUCACCUAUCUGAUUAGGCAAGGCUUUCUGGAAAAUAGUCCGCAGGGAGUCGCUCGAUUUCUGAUCACGAGGAAGGGACUCUCGAAGCAGAUGAUUGGAGAGUAUCUGGGGAAUUUACAAAAUAAUUUCAACAUGGCUGUUCUAGAAUGCUUCUCGCACGAGUUGGAUCUUGCCGGAAUGCAGGUGGACGUGGCAUUGCGAAAGUUCCAAACCUAUUUCAGAAUGCCAGGUGAGGCUCAGAAGAUCGAGCGGUUGAUGGAAGUAUUUAGUCAACGAUACUGCCAGUGCAACUCGGACGUGGUCUCGAGGUUGCGAUCAGCGGACACAAUUUUCGUCCUGGCAUUCGCGAUCAUCAUGCUCAACACGGAUCUGCACACGCCGAACCUGAAACCCGAGCGCAAAAUGAGGAUGGAGGACUUCAUCAAGAAUCUGCGAGGCAUCGACGAUUGCGGCGACAUCGAGAAAGACAUCCUAAUCGGGGUCUACGAGAGAGUCAAGGCAAACGAAUUUAAACCCGGCUCCGAUCACGUAACUCAGGUGAUGAAAGUCCAAGCUGGUUUCGUUGGGAAGAAGCCUAAUAUGGCCCUUCCACACCGAAGAUUGGUAUGCUACUGCAGACUCUACGAAAUUCCGGACAUCUACAAAAAGGAGCGAUCUGGUGUUCACCAGAGAGAGGUCUUCUUGUUCAAUGACUUGUUGGUCGUGACGAAAAUUUUAGGCAAGAAAAAAGGCCGGCCAACGUACACCUUCAGGCAGAGCUUUCCACUUUGUGGAAUGAUUGUCACACUCUUCGAAGUUCCUCAUUAUCUUUUUGGUAUAAAACUUUCGCAGCGUGUCGAUGGAAAAGAACUAAUCACAUUCAAUGCCCGUAACGAGACGGACCGGUACAAGUUUGUUGAGGAUUUGAAAGAGUCGAUUAGCGAGAUGGACGAAAUGGAGACUUUGAGAAUCGAAACCGAAUUGGAGCGACAAAAGAGCAGCAGAGGGACGAGAGGCAGCGCGGAGAAUCGGGAUUCUGGCGUCGCCGAUGUGGAAGUUUGUCCUUGUCCCGGUUCCUGUUCAGAGAGAUCAGAGACGACCGAUAUGGAGAGUCAGUUAAAGCGAUCUGCUCUCAGUAAUUCCCUUUUGGACAUUCACGAACAAUUUGCCGGAGAGAAGCCACAACGUCGUGGAAGCGUGGGUUCGUUGGACAGCGGUAUGUCAAUUUCAUUUCAAUCUACUUCCGCCAGCUCGAUGAGUCAAGGCAUUAAACACCACGGACAAGUUCACCCCACUCACCCGGGAACUACAAUUCCUGGGGGUAGUAAGGGCUUAGCUCAACAGCCAUCUUUUUUAGGGGGCUUGUUCAAUAAGCGAGAACGAAAACUGUCGCAAACGGAGGACACUGGCCCCUACAGCCGCACCACAGAAGUCUAGAAUCUAGAAUAAUUCCCUACUUCCUUCCAUAACGCACGCAAUAUAACAACAACAGCAAAUUGUCGAUAAAUCGAGCUUCCGAGUUCCAACAUCAACGAAUUUCGUCUCAUCACGUUAUUAAGACUAACUUAUUAUUUCAAUCACGGGUUUAUACGAUUUUAAGCGGAAUUUAAAAUCGUUAGAUGCAACAAUUCUACAAUCAUUCACAAUCAUUUAAGUUUUAAGAGUACCACACAAUCAUCAACAUCAUCAUUCAUAGUCUUUUUAACAUGCGCUUUGUAUGAGAAUAUAAUUUUUGUUCGGUGUAUUUUAUAUUAUACACGUAAUGUUAUGUGCGAAACCUGAUUUUUUUUCAAAUCAUACAAGAGCAAUUUACUUCUAGUCACAUAUUAUUGUAAAUAUUGUGUACUCACUCCUGCAA
This is a messenger RNA of Belonocnema kinseyi, 4346 nucleotides long. RefSeq names its product IQ motif and SEC7 domain-containing protein 1 (gene siz). The transcript is spliced from 9 exons. NCBI's taxonomy places the organism in Eukaryota, Metazoa, Arthropoda, Insecta, Hymenoptera, Cynipidae. The record is from RefSeq and is a predicted model, not a curated record. Gene Ontology annotation, molecular function: guanyl-nucleotide exchange factor activity. Gene Ontology annotation, biological process: regulation of ARF protein signal transduction; actin cytoskeleton organization. The coding region runs from base 842 to 3925 and encodes 1027 amino acids.